Messenger RNA from Branchiostoma floridae (Florida lancelet), 2056 nucleotides. RefSeq lists its product as uncharacterized. Lineage: Eukaryota; Metazoa; Chordata; Leptocardii; Amphioxiformes; Branchiostomatidae. The transcript has 7 exons. The record is from RefSeq and is a predicted model, not a curated record. The coding region runs from base 67 to 1509 and encodes 480 amino acids.
CAUAGUGACGGGAGACGCACAACUUCUGUUGUUUUGUUGACAAGGUCAAGUUGCCCUGGUCAUUCUAUGCUUGGAUCUCGAGGCAAAAACAUGUCAGAAGUUUACGGAGAGACGAAACAAGCGUCAGAAAGCUUUCUUCAGAUGUCAGAGAUGCCUCAAGUGUCCUUUUUGACCUUGGACGGCAAGUACCACGUCUGUGGACAGGAUGCUGUGUACUACACAGAUGAUAACGGUACAGAACGGUUUGUAGAGGGCGGGACAGUCGACCUGUGCCUGACAGAGGACGAGUGGGGUCGCGUCAUGCCGAUAGACGAUGGGUACGGGCCGGAUUUCAUCUUGAAGAAAUAUCUCGAAUGCGAAGUUUAUGAGGAGAUAGCGCAAGAUGCUCAAGAAUGUGAGGAGAAAGUGUGCGUCCAAGAUCACGACGACAUGGAGGCGGGAAAGUGGAAUUUCCCAUGGUUUAGUGCUUGGAGCGUUGAAGAGUUCCUGGAUGAGAUGGAAAAUCUCCAGAAACCAAAGGAGGUAAACAACAUUAACAGCAUCAAGGCAACCAGCCACACGCCUCAGAAUGACGGAGAAGUGUCCAAGCAGUUUAAGAAGUAUCAGCCCCACAACCAACCACAUGUGGAGAGUCAGAGGAUGUGGGAAGACGGCAUGACUAUCUACAUGUCGGAGAGUGAUCUGGAUCAACAGCUUCUGGGACAUGCAGAGGGUACAUUGAGUCAGAACUUGUGGGAAGAUGGCAUGUCCAUCUACAUGUCGGAGAGUGAUCUGGACAAACAACUGCAGCUUCUGGGGCACGAUGAGGGUUCGUUGAGUCAGAACUUGUGUGAAGACGGCAUGACCAACUACACGUCAGAGAGUGAUGGUUGGACCAUCUACACGUCGGAGAGUGAUGGUUGGACCAUCUACGCAUCGGAGAGUGAUCUGGACAAACAACUGCAGUUUGUAGGGCAUGCUGAGGGUUCGUUGAGUCAGAACUUGUGGGAAGACGGCAUGACUAUCUACAUGUCAGGGAGUGAUCAGGACCAACAACUGCAGCUGUUAGGACAGACUGAGGUUCCCAUGCUGUAUGAGAGUGAGAAUAUCUACCAUCCAGUCACAAAGAAAGCUACCAGACUGUCCAGGUACGACCUACAUCACGGGCCAGAUCACAACGCUCGCUCACCAAGUCGUCCUCUGAUUGGUAGUCGUGGUGACAGCAAGGGAAGGAUCGUUUUGGAUUGGUGUUUGUUGGAAACAUCCUUGCUUGUGUACACCACAGCUGGUGCAGGGCACCAGAGGAAAGAAGUUCACAAGACAACCCGAAAGAGAAGACUGCAGCAGACAUCUAUGUACAUUAAGCAGCCGUUCAGUGGUGUCGUUUUUGAGAAAGUUUGUUUCCCCUACAUCUGCUGUUCCUGUUGGCUUCUUCUCAUGGGUUUACCAAGUCUUUUUACCCUUGUGUUUGGGUUACAAAAGUUUGGUAAGUGUGUGGGAAAAGGCCAGCAGGGGCAGCAACACCGGUAACCUCCCACAUGACAGAGAACAGGUCCUACAUCAUCGAUCUGACUUGGCAUUACAAGAUGGAGGACAUGUUUUCUGUUGUGUCAGAGGUUGCCAUGGUUACUGACAACCAGACUAUGGUUGCCAGGUAACCCCAGUAGCUACCCCUUUUUGUGUGCACCUAUCAGUGUGAAGCUCAACAAUCUGUCCACAUGUUCUAUGUAUCAUCAACAUGCAUAAAUACAUUGGCUUCACAUUGGUAAGUACACUAAAAAUAUCGUUCUGACAGUUAGUCAUUCUGUUUUUAGUUGCUUUCAGUAUCUUUUAUAUACAUCCCUACAAUACAAACUCUAACUUGAACAGCACACCCACUACUUUGUCAGGAAAGACAUGCAUUGUAAUAAAUUUCCUUCUCUUAAUAGAACUGUCCAUUUUAUACAAUAUGCCUGAAGGUAGAAAGAAUAAAACUAAAAUCAAAAGGCUAACAUAAUGGUAGAAAAUGUUUAAUGUCUCUCAGUUUGUCAAAUAUUGUUAUACUUCAUGUACAAAUCUAUAAAGACAUGGUUUUUAA